AUGGCUUCGGUUACAACCACACAAUGCAAUCUCCCAGGCACCAAAGAAGAAGACUGUUUUGCUUGGCCAUACAACACCACCGAGGUUCCGUUUUCCGCCCAGUCCUAUCUGCAAUCACUCCUGCGCACCCACCGCUUCGACCUCCCACAGCUUCUCCGGCCACCCCCACAGCUCGACCCCACCCAAUGGCUCUCUGAACACCUUCGGCAGCUCUGCAUCGAACUCGGCUUCUACCUCACCCACCUCCACGCCGACUGCACCGAGAAAACCUGCCCGAUAAUGUGCGCCCAAGAAAUGACAUACUAUUGUGCAGGACAUGGCAGCCCCAGACCAUGUAGUGCAAUGGGUUAUAGUGUGCAUACCUUGGAUUAUGCUGUGAGGCAGCUGGCGGUGGGCGCUGGCAUGAAACAUUUUCAGUCAAUGGUUAGGCGGCUGUAUCGGAUUUUCGCUCAUGUUUAUUUCCACCAUAGGGAGGUUUUUGAGAGCCAGGAGAGUGCUAGGGGUGUUUAUGCGUGGUUUGUCGCAGUGGUUAGGAAAUAUGAGUUGUCACCCGAGUCGCUCAUUAUUAUUCCUGAGAUGCCGUCCACUGUGAAAGACACCUAG
Molecule: messenger RNA, 603 nt
Organism: Kickxella alabastrina
Lineage: Eukaryota; Fungi; Kickxellomycota; Kickxellomycetes; Kickxellales; Kickxellaceae
Product: Mob1/phocein
Exons: 1
Coding region: 1-603 (200 amino acids)
Cellular component (GO): cytoplasm
Source: RefSeq, a predicted model, not a curated record